Molecule: messenger RNA, 267 nt
Organism: Colletotrichum aenigma
Lineage: Eukaryota; Fungi; Ascomycota; Sordariomycetes; Glomerellales; Glomerellaceae
Exons: 2
Coding region: 1-267 (88 amino acids)
Source: RefSeq, a predicted model, not a curated record
AUGUCUCCCGCAUUCGCCGCCCGCACUGCCGCCCGCAUGGCUGUCCAGCGCAGACAAUUCUCUCUCCUCACCAACAUGCGCAACGUUGCCCGCCAAUUUGAGCCUCAUCCCUUCCAGAGGAUGCCCCAGACUGGCGUCCAGGCCAAGCCCUACUACGGUGCCAUGCUUAAGAGACGUGCCGUCACGGCCACAAUGUUCUUCCCUCUCUUCACCUUCGUCCUUGGCUGGCCCUACCUCACCAAGGUGGCGCUCGACGGCCACAUCUGA